Thalassophryne amazonica is the source of this 1070-nucleotide messenger RNA. It is a transcript of the gene coq4, whose product is annotated as coenzyme Q4 homolog (S. cerevisiae). The record is from RefSeq and is a predicted model, not a curated record. Gene Ontology annotation, biological process: ubiquinone biosynthetic process. The coding region runs from base 26 to 871 and encodes 281 amino acids. The transcript has 7 exons. Gene Ontology annotation, cellular component: mitochondrial inner membrane; mitochondrion. Lineage: Eukaryota; Metazoa; Chordata; Actinopteri; Batrachoidiformes; Batrachoididae.
AGCACUACGCCGUUGUCAGUGACGCAUGCGCAGUUUUACCUUCAGAAUGUGGCAGAGCGUUUUCAAGCCUUUACAGAGGACACGGCGCCACUGUGUUUUAAUCUCCAAAGCGUGUGUCCGACAGCAGCACCGUCCAAACAGUCAGUCUGCAGAAAUCUCCUAUGAUGGAUUGUAUCCUGGACACAUUCCUACAAAUCCCAUCCAGAAAAUCCUGCUGGCUGUUGGUUCUGGCGUGGCUGCACUUCAGGACCCUUACAGACAUGAUAUGGUUGCAGUGCUCGGAGAGACAACAGGGCAGCUGGCACUGAUCAGUCUCAGGGACAGGAUGAGAAACGACCCAGAGGGCUAUAUGGUUCUAACAGAAAGGCCCAGGAUCCGGCUGUCUACGCUUGAUCUGAAUGCGAUGGCCUCAUUGCCUGACUCCUCUUUUGGGAAAGAGUACAUCCGUUUUCUGGAGGACAAUCGCGUGACCCCUGACACGAGGGCAGAUGUGAAGUUUGUGGAUAACGAGGAGCUGGCUUACGUGAUGCAGAGAUACAGGGAGGUUCAUGAUUUUAUGCAUGCCUUGCUUGGCAUGCCCACAAACAUGCUGGGUGAGGUGACAGUAAAAAUAUUCGAAGCUGCUCAAACCGGACUCCCCAUGUGUGUUCUUGGAGCCGUGCUGGGGCCACUUAGGCUCAACACAGGUAAUUUGCAGUCAUUGUUCACAUCCUUGGGCCCGUGGGCCCUGCAGAACGGCCGACAGGCCCGCUGCGUCCUCAGCAUCUUCUACGAGAAACGAUGGGAGCAGAACAUGGAAGACCUCAGAGAGGAGCUCAACAUCCAGCCACCUCCCAUCAUUCUCAACGCGUCCAAAAAGAGGAACAGCUGAGAAAACACACCAAUAAAAUUCACAGGUCUGGGAUUUCUGAGUAAAAGACUUUGGACGGCGGACAAACUGGGGAUAGAAGAUUAGUGUGAUAAGGAUGACGCCGAGGAAAUUAGUAAUUUUCAGUGGAAACACAUUGUGCAAUUGUGGCUUGUGCACUUAAAUUGCAUUUCCCAUCAUUUAGCAGUCAACUUUAACUUGA